Molecule: messenger RNA, 306 nt
Organism: Necator americanus (New World hookworm)
Lineage: Eukaryota; Metazoa; Nematoda; Chromadorea; Rhabditida; Ancylostomatidae
Exons: 1
Coding region: 1-306 (101 amino acids)
Source: RefSeq, a predicted model, not a curated record
AUGGAAUCUUUGGCAACAACCAUUCUUUUCGUUACGCUGAACUGCCGAACACUAGCGGUCCAACAAGCCGCCCUGUCUAGGUUUCUGCGAUAUAUCUGUGUGCCUUUUGCUGCACUGCAGGAAACGCGCACGACAGAUCGACCCGCCAUCAGGAUCGAAAAUAACACCAUAUACUGCGGCGAUGUUGAUGAGAACAAAGUAGGUGGCUGGGCGAUAGCUAUGAGGAACGAUUACAACAACCUGGUGGAGGAAUUUGGCUCAACGUCGUCCAGAUGCGCCUUUCUACGAGUGCAGGAUCACAGAUGA